Messenger RNA from Gracilinanus agilis (Agile Gracile Mouse Opossum), 1279 nucleotides. Its product is annotated as heme-binding protein 2-like. The transcript is spliced from 5 exons. Gene Ontology annotation, cellular component: cytoplasm. The record is from RefSeq and is a predicted model, not a curated record. Bases 366 to 980 code for a protein of 204 amino acids. Lineage: Eukaryota; Metazoa; Chordata; Mammalia; Didelphimorphia; Didelphidae.
UUAAGUGACUUGCCCAGGGUCACACAGCUGUGAAGUGUCUGAGGUCAGAUUUGAACCUAGGACUUCCUGCCUCCAUAACUUUUUAAAGACCUUUUUCUUAUGCUUUCUUAGACUACCAAGAGUAGUUCCAUGACCACAACUACCAGUGCUUUCAGUGCCCUGGACUGCAGCUCCUGUGGGUCUGUCUGGAGACUCAUUUAAAUGGGAGCUCUUUUCUCUCUUGAUGCUCUCUUUGGUCCAGUUUAAAUGAUUAAAGUAGAUAGAAAUGGGAAAAGCAGAAUUCUAGGAAAGGUGCCCCUUUGCCAGUUCCUGGAUGUCAGACCUUUUCCUGUGCCUGUUCUUCCAGCUGACUCAGUGUGGACGCCAUGAUCAGAUCCCUAAAACAGACUUUGCUGUCCCAGAACUUGGAGUCACCAAAAUGGAGCUCCGCGGAGGUUUUGGUGCCCGGAUGUGAACUCCGGCAUUAUGAGGCUGGCAUAUGGGCCAGCACCGUGAUCAAAGGUGGCGGGCAGAAGGAGGCACUUCGUCAAGGGUUCAGGAAACUCUUCCACUACAUGCAGGGGGAGAAUGAGCCAGAGACUAAGAUUGAGAUGACAGUGCCAGUGACCUGCUUGGUACAGCCUGGCACCACUGAAUACAAGGUUUCCUUCUUUGUACCAACUAAGCAUCAGAAUUCUCCACCAGAGCCCACAGACCCGGAUGUGUUCCUUGAGCAGAGGAAAGGAGCAGCCAUUUUUGUCAGGUCAUUUGGAGGAUUUGCUUCUGUGGAAAAAUUCAGCAAAGAGGCAAAAGCUCUGGCAGAUACUUUGGAAAAGGAGGGUCAAUCCUUUCAUUCUGAUUUCUACUAUACUGCUGGCUAUAAUAGACCUUUUACACUCUUCAACAGACAUAAUGAAGUAUGGUACUUCAAGAAGGAAGAGGUGGAAGGGUUGUGGAUGGCAAAGAACUUCCUUGGAAAAAUUGGCAAACUUCUGAUCUAAUGGACACUAUAGUGAAGGAAACCUGGGCAACUAUCUCAACUGCCACUGGCUUGCAGUUUGUGAAUAUCUGUAUGUACCUGCCAUUUCUUUUUUUCUUUAUUUUCUUGUCAAAUGAAUUAUGUACAAUGGUUUGCAAACUUUAAAACUGUACUUUUCCUUAUUAAAAGUUUUGUAGUUAAAAUUUUUCCAGUUACUCAAAUUGACUAAUGUCACUUAAAUAUUCUUUCCUUUUUAAAAUAUACCUCAUAAUCUUCUGAAGGGAUGCCAUAUCAUCCUUCCCUUUAAUGGUGCUAAGUGAG